UGUGAUCUGUGAUCUGUGGUGUUCUGUUAUCGUGUGGCAUUUUUCUUGAUUUCCGCAGCCAUUAAGCUUAGAGAUUUCCAGUUAUUUGAGUUUUCAUCAGAAUUUCGCUUCUCCCGUUUCAUUGAAUAGUUUACACUCCAAGCUUACAGCUUAAUCCUUGUGGAAAAAUGGGUGAUAGCGACGAUGAGUACGAUAGAAAGCGGAGGGAUAAGUUUCGCGGUGAGCGAGCCGAAGCCAGCUAUAGGGGGUCUGAGAGGGUCGCUAGACCAAGGGAUGAAUGGUCAGAGAGAGAGUCAUGGACCAGGCCACGUCCUCGGGAGUACAGAAGUGGAAUAAGGGAUAGAGGAUAUUCCCCAAGUAUGGAACCUGCUCCCAAGAGGAUGAGACAUGAUUAUUAUGGAGGUGGUGACAACUAUUAUAACCACUACAAUCCUUUUCAUCAGCCUGCACAUAGAGGUUAUUUCUUCAGAGACCCCAGUAGUUCCUCUGGGCAAAUGGAGGGGCAGCAACCGCCCAUGAUGUCUUUCAAGGCCUUCUUGGCCACACAGGAUGAUAACAUCUCAGAUAGCGAGGCUAUCGAAAAGUAUAACGAUUACAAACUUGAGUUUCAGAGGCAACAGCUGAAUGAAUUCUUUGUCGCUCACAAGGAUGAUGAAUGGUUCCGCUUGAAAUACCAUCCAGAGGAAUCUGUUAAAAGAAAAGAAGAGCAAAUGUCUCAUUUGAAGAGAAGAGUGGAAGUUUUCAUGGACCUAUUGAAAAAUGGAAAGAUAGAUGCUGUAACAGUGGAUUGUUCCAAGACUAAUGAGCUGCUCAAAUUACUUGACACUGUAGUCAUUAAACUUGAGGGCGGUACUGAUGAAGAUCUUGCCCAAUUAGAACAGGAAUAUGAAGAAAUGGAACAGAAAUACAGAGAGCAAAAGGCCAAAGAAGCUGAAGCUGAGAGGGCAAGAGAAGCUGCAGCUAAAGAAGCAGAGGCCAAGAAAAAUGAAGCUGAAAAAGCAGCUGCAGAAAACAAUGUAGAGAUGAAAGUCACUGAUGCCAACAAAAAUGGACCUAAGGAGAAUGACGAUGAUAAGAAGGAAGAAAAAGAAGAUGGAGAAGAGGACGAUGAAGAAGAAGAGAAGAAAGAUGCCGAGAAACCUGUAGUGGACAAGGAAAAAGAAAAUGAAAACGUUGAAAAAGAAAAUGAUGAUGAGAAGCCCAAAGAACAAGAAGAUGCUACGGAAGUUGAGGAUGAAGGGAAAGAUGAAAAGCAGGAAAAAGACCAAGAAAAUGAGAAGGACGUGAAAGAAAAGGAUGAGAAAAUGGACGUGGAUGAAGGAGCUACUGAAAAGAAAUCAUCCAGUAAAAAGGGGAAGAAACGCAAGGCAUCUUAUUCCGGAAGCAGUAGUGGUUCAUCCAGCAGCAGUGACAGUGAGGAAGAGAACGAAAACGAGAAAAAAGAUAAAGAAGAGGAGAAAGGUGAAAAAGACGAGAAGGAAGUUGAAGAUGACAAGAAGAAAGAUGACGAUGCAAUUUCUGUUGAAGAAGUUACCAAGCCAAAAUCGAAAUCAUUGCAUAAGACCACUUCCAUCUUUCUUAGAAACCUUGCCCCUACUAUAACCAAGGCCGAAGUAGAAGCUAUCUGCUCAAGGUAUGAAGGCUUCCUUCGAGUUGCUCUGGCAGAACCUCAACCAGAACGCCGUUGGCUGAGACGUGGUUGGGUCACAUUUAAGCGUGAUUCCAACAUCAAAGAAAUCUGCUGGAACCUCAACAGUGUACGUCUCAGAGAUUGUGAACUUGGAGCUAUUGUCAACAGGGACCUCAGUAGGCGAAUCAGACCUGUCAAUGGUGUUACUGCACAUAGACAAGUUGUCAGGUCUGAUGUGAGAAUUUCUGCUAGAGUGGCAUUGAAUUUGGAUGAGAAAGCUGGACUAUGGCCAAGAGAAAAGUCAGCUGAUGGAGAACCCGAAAAAGAAAAGGACAUAUCUUCGCAGUCAUUUGGGCUGGUUUCGAACAACCCCAUUCUUCUCAAUAUCACUGAUUAUCUGAUAGAAGAGGCCAGCGCUGAAGAGGAGGAACUCCUGGGUCUUCAGGUCAGCUCAGAGAACCAAGAUGCUGUUACUACUAUAGAAAGAGAUGAAGAUCUAACAAAAGUAUUGGAUAGGAUCAUCUUAUAUCUCAGGAUAGUCCAUUCUUUGGAUUAUUACAAUCAUUGUGAAUAUCCUAAUGAAGAUGAAAUGCCUAAUCGGUGUGGUAUUUUACAUGCUAGAGGACCUCCACCUACCUCAAAGACUGAUAUGACUCAGUUCAUAGGGGCUCCAAUAGAGAACAAGAUGUCCGCAUUUCUACCUGAAAAAGCUAAGGAGGAGGGCAAAGACAAGAACGAAGCCAAAUUAGUAACUUUAGCGUUAAAAGACGUCGACACCGAAAUUGAUAAGUUUGUACAAGCAAAUACUAGGGAGCUUGCCAAAGACAAAUGGUUGUGUCCGUUAUCAGGGAAGAAAUUCAAAGGGCCUGAUUUUGUAAGAAAACAUAUUUUCAACAAGCACGCAGAGAAGCUCGAAGAAGUGAAGAAAGAAGUUGAAUUCUUCAACAAUUAUCUCAAAGAUCCUAAGAGACCAAUGUUGGCCGAAUCUCCACAGUCAAAAAGGGAAGAACCUGGUGGCUACAAUAACAUGUAUGGUGGAGGUGGAUAUGGCGGUCCAGGUUAUGGCAGACCCAUGCCUUACUACAAUCAGGGCUUCGCGCCUAGGGCAAGGGGAUAUGCGCCAAGAUCAAGAGGACCCACAGAUUACAGGCCAGUGAUCCAUUAUAGGGACUUAGAUGCUCCUCGAGAACCAGAAGAAUUUAUUUAGCAGUUGGAAUACUACUACAACCUAUUUGGUGGAAGAUUUUAAUUCAUAUUAUCUAGUAAGGUAUGAUAUUUUUAAAGAAAUGUUGUAAAAGUAUAACUGCACUAUACUUUUAUUGUGAGAAAAUGAUUGUCUUUUUUUGUCUUAUGUUGUUUGUGAAUUCAUUUUAAUUAAAUGAUAUACUUGACAUUUACAUGUUUGUCUAAUGAUAUCUACAAUUUGAGAGAAAAGAAUUGUAAUAACCUGUUUUACAACGGAAUUAUAUCUUUGAGGGCAUAUAGAAAUGGUCCUCGCCAAGAGAUACACCAGAUACUGGCUAAAUUUUUGGGAAAUCUACUUUUUCGCGUAUAUUCAAAUGGUUAUACUUUUGGUGUAAAUGGCCCAAAAAAGUUGUUAGUAGAAAGGGGAUAUGCGCCAAGAUCAAGGUAGGAUGGCAUAAAGGAUAUUUGUACCUAUUUUCAUUUAUUUAAUUAUCGAAUAAUGUUUGCUAACUCUUCUGUAGAAUUGAUUAUUGAUUUGAAGAUCAUGAAAGUUAUUUUGGGCAUUGAUUUCUCAGAAGAUUAUUUAUCGCGUUUCAGAUAGUUAAUUGUAGAAACAUUUAUUUUAAUUAUAUAUAUUUUUUUCAGAGGACCUACAGAUUACAGGCCAGUGUUAGAGAUGAAAAUAUCUUCCAAAUAAGACCUUACACGGCUAAUUCCCGGAAACGGUUAAUUUGGCACUACAAAAAAACGUCAUAAAUCGUGGAUUUCUACAUUAAUUUUGGAUCAAUCUAAUGGCCUCAUGUUGGGGUUAUUUUCUUGCUAUAGACUUCAUUUAAUAUCUUAUUGAAACAGAUACUAGACUUUUUUAUAUUAACCAUCUAAAACAGCAUCGUCAUUUUUGCCUUAUGAACAAUUAUAAUAAGUCCGUUUCUUAACAGUCGUAAUUAGGAUGCCCGCCAUUGAAAAGCUGAUGAAAAAUACACACUCACGAAAAAUGGUACUCUUUUCGGCCGUUGGGAGCCUAAAAUGCACUAUUUUUUUCUGAAAGAAGCCACUGUCGUGAUGGUCAUCACAUUAAGUGUCGCAAUUAAGCCCAUGUAUGAAAAAAGAUUUGAAGUUUAUUACUGUAAUUAAAACUAUAAUAGUUUCAUAUCACGACUGCAUACUCCUUGAAAAGGUGAAGCAUUUCCCAGGAAUUCAAAUGACAUCUUUGUUUUCGGAAGUCGUGUUGGAUUUUUCUAUGCAAAAUUUAUUUUUCUGAAUUUUCUAUUCAAGAUACAUAUAUGUUGUAACAAGUAUUUCAUGUAAUUUGAAAAUAUCACCCGCAACUACAGCACUAUCGUAGUAAAUCGAAUGUAUUUACACAAAAUGUAGGGAAUGAUAUUUGUAUGCCAUAUAUUGAGUUAUAAGCUGACUUGGGCUAAGAUACACGAUAGCCGAAUUUGACAAGGCGUCUGACUUCCUGACUAAUAGUUGGUGCACGUGAAUGGGCACAGGUUUAAAACACCUUUGCUGAAGGUUCUAGUUUUUUAUGCUUUUCCUGUCCCCAACAGUCCACAACAGUUCCUUUUUUAGUCGUAGUGUAAUUUUUCAUCCUUUACAGUUGUAGGCAUCCCAAUUACAACUGUCAAAAAACAAUGGACUUAUCCUAAUUGUGUAUAAGGCAAAAAUCGAUGUGCCAUUGGCGACGCUUUUUUGCAUGGGUUUGUAUACAAUAUCUGGUAUCUCUUUCAACGCGAUAUUAAACUAAACAUCUAGCAAGAGAAUGAGCCUAUUUGAUUAAUCCAAAGUCGCUGGACAGUUCGUCAAAGAAAGUCAUUUUGUAAAAAAAUUAGUAACAAUUAGAAAAUUGCAGAAACGGUGAAUGGAAUUUUUUAUGAAUAUUGGGCACCACAAAGACUUCAACAGUUGGCUAUUAUUUCAGAUUUACCAUUAUGCAUUUUCCAGUAAAAAAAAUAAACAUAGAACGCUUAUUGUUAUAACAAAUUAACAGUUAUAAUAAAUGUAACAUGAAGGUAUUUUCGCCCCUACAUUUUUUUACCACUCACACCAAUAAUUAAUCAUAACUAUUUGAAUAUACGCGAAAAAGUAAAAUUUUCCAACUUUGACAUUUAAUAAAAAAAGUUAGUCAGUAAUUUUUGUGUAUCUAUCAUAUACCCUCAAAAAUGUAAUGCUGUUAUAAAACCGCUUAUUACAAUCUUUUUUGAAACGGUCGAUUUUUGGCUAGUCAGCUUGGUUUAUAUUGGUCCCGCCUAAAGUUACGCCCAAGAUUUGAGAUAACCUUGUAUGAAUCCACCAUUGAUGUUUAAAAUAAAGUAAAUGAAAAUACUGUGUCUUGUACAAUUGGCAUUUAUAUUACCUCUAGAUAUAUAAUAUGUAUAUUUUACAAAACAGUACAAACAAUAAUUUAUAUAACAUGGUAACAAUGAUUUCCUAGACUCUAAAAAUGUUUAUAAACUAUUCAAAAGCGUGAGAAGAAGCAGUAGCUCUUUCAGUGCUGGGGUUAGUUUUGCGAAGCUUUAUUGUGAUUAAGUUGUUAGACCUGAAAAAAACC
This is a messenger RNA of Acanthoscelides obtectus, 5369 nucleotides long. Lineage: Eukaryota; Metazoa; Arthropoda; Insecta; Coleoptera; Chrysomelidae. The record is from the annotation of a GenBank genome assembly.